UUCCGUAGGUCAUGUAAUCUUGUUGGCAGGUAGAUCAGGUGAUGGUGUUUGUGUGGUGUCUGUGAACCUUGUAGAUGCAGUAUUAGUCAUAUGCAUCGUUACUGACUGAAAUAAGAGAAAUUUGCUAGGUGAGGAAUUGCGCAGUGUUCAGUGAAACGUGAUAGAUUUGUUAGGUCGUGUUUGAAAGUUUGUACGUAGCUGUGUAAGAAGCAAACUACGAGAUGUAAUAGCUUAGGUAUUGCACAAUGUUAACGCAAGACGUGAUCAACUUACCGGGCCUCGUUGUAAUGUUUAUAAUUCGCUCUGUGUAUGAAAUCUGCUCGCUGAAUAACUGCAGUGUUACGUUGUUCGUGAACUCGUGUUCGUAGAAAGAGUUGUUGCGAAGUUUGUGAGGCUACUGUUUGAAAAUAGAAGUAUUUACUUGUGCCCAAUACAAUGGCAUUACUGUCCCGGCCCGAAUGUCUUAUCAGUCUCGCUGUAGAGGCGCUAGUGACGUACGUGUCAGAUCUUCUGUUGCGUCUGGUGACCUUCCCACAAUACACCGCGACGGACAACCGCAAGCAGCGUUAUGUGGAACAGACUUGCAGACGUCUGCAGGAGGAAAUGUACUCAACACUGCCUUCCUCACUUGUGAAUGAAGUGACAGCUAAACUGCUUUACUGCAUAAAUAAAACUUACAGUGACGUAUAUUACAGCGUUUACCGACAGUGGGGAGAUGAGGUAUUGCCCAUGGUGUUGAGUGCCAUCUUACAUCCAGCAUUAACAAGACUGGAAAGUGUUGAGGACUUGUCACACACAGUUGAAUGCCAUGAAUUUAUGUGGGACCGUCUCUUCCUUAACAUUCAUGGCAUGAUCCACGGAUUUCCAAACCUCAAGGUUCUGAAAUAUGGAUACAUACGUAGAACAGAAGAGUGGACUAUCAGUGACAUUAAUGUAUCAGAGAAUUUGGAACAUUUUUGGUUUUUGGAAUUAUGUAACGAUAAGUUUUUAGAAAACGUGGCUGCAAAAUGCCAUCGAUUGAAGAGUAUUGAUGUCAGCAAUUCUUCAAAUGUCACGGAUCAAAGUAUCCAACACUUUCUGAAAUUUGAACAUUUGGAAGGGCUAAAUAUAAGUUUUACAGGCAUAUCUGAAUGUGGCCUGGCAAGGCUAAUGGCUGGGCUUUCUCAGGCCAAAGUCUGCCACAGUGGAUGUAGAACCACGUUCAGGAGUUUCGGAUCUAACCAAAUAACGUCCUUUCAGAUAGACACACUUGCCUCUGAGUUUCAGAACCUCACAACAGUAAGUCUGUGUCCUAAAGACGAAUCAAGCUUUUCCCCUUUGAAGAAACUGAAGCACUUGUCAAGGAUGACCUUAAGUAGCAUGGAAUUUGAUCAAGUAGAAGAUCUCCUGUUCACUAUUGGCACUCAGCUUGUGUUUCUCGAAUUACAUUACGUUUAUAACGUUAAGAUAAGUUUCAUUGGUGAAAUGUGUCCUUCAGUCCGGUGCUUCCACCUCACAUCGGGUUCGUUUUUAGACACUGAAGCAGAGUUUGGUUUUCUGUUGGAGUCACGGCACAGGUCAUGCUCUGCCGUUUUCAGUAGUGUUGUCUGUCUUUAUCUGGACUUUCCUCGCAUAUGUACAGAAUAUCUUGUGUCCGAGUGUAAACAGUUGAGAAAGUUAUAUGUCAGAACAGGUUCCCGUUCUGCCCGCCAACUGUUAGAGUCUGUACUUCAACGUAAUCAGCUGACCCAGCUGGAGAAAUAUCACUGGGGCACAUGUACCAAGACGGGUGGUGACGUCAUUGUAAGUCGACCAACCGAAGAGUCAGUUUGUGUUUCUGUGGUUGACCCUUUUCAAAGAAGUAAAAUCCUCCUGAGAACUGAAGAAGUGUUCUUGUUCCGAGAUCAGCAGGAUAGUAGCACAGAUACUGCAAACCCUGGCCCCAGGGACCUGCACUAACAUUUAAGAAAUUGUACUGACCACCUCUCCACCUCUGGGGCUCAUACAGCUUCCUGUACAAUGGUAACGGAUCUAAAUCAUCGGGGGUGAAGCAACAGAGGCCUGAAGCUCACCACUCACCUUCAUCCACUGCUGAGCCAGUUGCGAGGACAGGCGUGAAACGUAGAAAUUCAAGGCGAAGGAUGUGGCAAUUUGCUGUCUGGUCAAACCUCAAGGAGGCCAUUGCUGGAUCAGCAAGGGGCAAUUCGGAAGUUUUACCAUCAGCGGAAACAGAAUAAAGUUGGAGAUGAACGUGAAAAGUCUGAAGUAAGAAUUAUGUUUGGCUCGGAUAUUAAUGGUAACGAAUGCGACCCCGGUCAGGGCUGC
This is a messenger RNA of Cryptotermes secundus, 2304 nucleotides long. RefSeq lists its product as uncharacterized. The record is from RefSeq and is a predicted model, not a curated record. The coding region runs from base 436 to 1938 and encodes 500 amino acids. The transcript has 4 exons. Lineage: Eukaryota; Metazoa; Arthropoda; Insecta; Blattodea; Kalotermitidae.